Epithele typhae is the source of this 942-nucleotide messenger RNA. RefSeq lists its product as uncharacterized. The coding region runs from base 1 to 942 and encodes 313 amino acids. NCBI's taxonomy places the organism in Eukaryota, Fungi, Basidiomycota, Agaricomycetes, Polyporales, Epitheliaceae. The record is from RefSeq and is a predicted model, not a curated record. The transcript is spliced from 19 exons.
AUGUCCGAUCUUGAUGCGACCUUGGGGGCACUCUUCCUCGGAGUUUUCGUCUCAACCAUCCUAUGGGGCAUUUCUUGUUCGCAGUUGUAUUACUACUAUAACGGGUAUCCCAACGACAGAGCUUACACCAAAGUAAUGGUAUUGGCGGUUUGGGCAUCAGAUACCGCCCACCAGGCUCUCGUUACCCAUACUCUCUACACAUAUCUGAUCACCGAAUACGGGAAUCCUACGGCUCUGUCAUAUAUCACCAAAACUAUUGUCGUUGAAGUUUUGUUCAAUGGCAUAACGGGCUUUUUGGUGCAGACGUUCUUUGUCGUGCGCGUGUGGAAGCUGAGCGACAAGAAUAAUUGUUUCGCUGCUCCCUUGGGACUACUUGUGCUCGCAGAACUUGUGUUUUCGAUUGGUUACUUCUCCGAAGCGCUUUCAUUGAGCACAUACACGGAGCUGCCCCGAGUUCGGGCGCUCUCCAUUUCCAUGAAUGUCUUCGCCGCGGCCGCAGAUGUCUCCAUUGCCGGGAGCCUCUGCUUCAUGCUCAAUCGUUCUCGUUCGGAAUUCGUCAAGUCUAACACGCUCAUCAACAAGCUGAUCCUGUUUGCCGUCAAUACUGGCUUGCUGACGAGCGUGUGCGCGUGCAUAUCUCUGAUCACGUACUUUACUCUGCCUUUGAGUUUUGUAUACAUUUGCUUCUAUUUCCUCAUGGGUCGUUUGUACGCGAAUUCGCUACUAGCGACGCUAAACGCGCGCAACCGGCUUCGCAGUCAUGCUGCGACCGACGGUUCGCUCUCCCUCCCUGAUAUGCAACCGUCCGCCAACCUGGCGCGUAUCUCCCGCCAUGGCGAAGGAAUUGCCAUCCGAAUCGAGACCACCAAUGAGAGUGACAUCGCCCAGGAUGCGGACACCAGCUUCGACGGUGCUAGCCAGAAAGGGACCGCCGAGGUCUGA